AUGAGUGAAUCGACGAUCCGUCGCACCGAUCUCCGUCCUUUCGCCGACAUUCAUCGUAACGGCAUUAAUCGUUUCGAUCCUGUCGAGAAGACCACGAUCGAGAGACGAUCCAUCUCUCGGAGAAGAGAGAUAACCAAUCUCAUCACGUGCUUAACCGUCUGCAAAUUUCCUCCGCCGUUGUUCAGAUCGAGAACCGUAACCAGAUCUAUCGAAGGUCUAUGUGCUCUAAUCGUGUCGGAGAUCGACGACGGAGACGGAGAAGCUUUCAAUUUCAUCACCACGACGUGCGUCUCACUCCUCCUUCCGGUUUCCACCACGGCGGAUUCCAAUUGCAAUUUAACCUCCAGAUUACUGGAGAUUUGA
This is a messenger RNA of Arabis nemorensis, 363 nucleotides long. The record is from the annotation of a GenBank genome assembly. NCBI's taxonomy places the organism in Eukaryota, Viridiplantae, Streptophyta, Magnoliopsida, Brassicales, Brassicaceae.